AUGGCCAUACUAUUCACCAUUCCAAUCACUUCAACUGGAGGUUCGAUUGUGUGCACCAAUCCGACUGAGGAUCAGAAUAUAUAUGUGUUGACGUUCACAUCGCCAAAAGACAACAGAUUAACACCAACAUUUAUCUAUGCACUACUUCUAGCCCUGGACAUCAUUGAAACUCGCUACCCGAAGGGUGUCGUAGUCACGACGAGCGGCAUAGCAAAGUUCUAUAGCAACGGCCUUGAUCUGGAACUUGCGUUAAGCACAGAAGGAUUUUUCGAGAAGAUCCUAUGGCCAUUAUUCCGACGUUUUCUCACGUACCCUAUGCCCACAGUAUGUCUUCUAAACGGACAUGCCUUUGCAGGCGGCUUCAUGUUGGCCAUGUACCACGACUACCGGGUACAGAAUCCGUCAAAGGGAUUCCUCUGCGUCAACGAGCUUGAAUUUGGCGUUCCACUUGCAACGCCCAUGAUGUCAAUCUUCCGUGAGAAGUUGCCGCCCACUGUUUUCAGAAAUGUGGUCUUGGAGGCCCACCGUUUCGGUGGGCACGCCGCGCUAGAGGCGGGAAUUGUUGAUGCAGUAGGUGGGAUUGAUGGGGUUCUUAGUUUGAUUCGUGAUCGUAAGCUUUUGACCAAGGCUAAGACGGGAAUUUAUGGUAUCAUGAAAGAGGAGAUGUACUCGCGCGUUCUGAACGGGCUUGAUGAUCAUGCGGGCAAUCUUGCGUGGCGUGAUAAAGUAGAGGCGAAGAAGAAAGGGAUACAAGUACAGGGAUUACAGGCAGUCGAAAAAUGGGAGAAGAAGGAUAAGGCAAAGCUAUGA
Penicillium taxi is the source of this 810-nucleotide messenger RNA. Its product is annotated as enoyl-CoA hydratase/isomerase family protein. Gene Ontology annotation, cellular component: peroxisome. The transcript is spliced from 2 exons. NCBI's taxonomy places the organism in Eukaryota, Fungi, Ascomycota, Eurotiomycetes, Eurotiales, Aspergillaceae. The coding region runs from base 1 to 810 and encodes 269 amino acids. The record is from RefSeq and is a predicted model, not a curated record. Gene Ontology annotation, molecular function: delta(3)-delta(2)-enoyl-CoA isomerase activity; enoyl-CoA hydratase activity. Gene Ontology annotation, biological process: fatty acid beta-oxidation.